UGUUCUUAAUUAAAAUAAACAUCCUUUUCUGACUAUUUUAAAAGCAAUAGUGAUCUUUAAAACUGUUUAUUCUCUCAUAGAAUUCGAGGAUUCUCUGAUGCAUGCGAUUGAGACAGGGGAUGUAGAAGAAAUAACGAAGAGACUUAAUCCACAAACUCUAUCAAAAUGCAAGACCAAUACAUUGAAUAUGGCAAUGAAGGCAAGCUUUGUGCUGCGUCGGAGAGCAGACAAAAAGGGACCAGACGAAGAAGAGUUGACAAAAUUGGCCAACUCUGUAGACGAGUUCUCUUGCGUGCUGUUAAAUCCGUUAAAGUCAGAUAUAGAAUUCCGCCACGCUUUUGCUGAUUCACUGGAUCACGUCAUGGAUGCUGCUAUAGAAAUGGAACAGAAAAAGACUUUAGCACAUCCAGUGCUUCAUCGCUUGAUGAACAACAAAUGGUUCGGUGAAUCCCGCACACUGAAGAGAUCGUCCUGGCUGACUAUUCAGUAUUGGAAAUGGUGUUUUCUUAACAUCUGGUGUCUGAUCGACGUGCUGCUCUUUCCAGUUCUCUUUGCCCUUUUUUACAUUAUUCACAUCUGCAGAGAUAAGGCAAGAAAAAAACGAAAUAUUGCCAUUGUUUUUCUCGUCAAUGCAACUUCUGAGGUCGCCAAAGAGGCGUUUCGUGCUAUGAAAGGCUCCAUGAAGUAUAUCAUCGACAAAUAUGGCAAUGAUCGAGCCAAGUACCACAUCAUCAUCCGACAUCCAGACGACAACAGCUUUCAAUCACAUGAAAUUUGUUUCAACACCAAUCAUGUCAAUGUAACGGCGCUUAAAGACGCGGUUGAAGAUCUUCAAAGGGGAAACGUGGUUGUUCCAGCUCUUCACAAGGAUCUACAGAAGGCCAGUGAAGCUUUCGAGAGCAACACACUUAAGAAAGACGCAGAAAAGGUCCUGAUUAUCUUGACGGAUCAUAGAACUUGCUUAUGGGAUGAAAAAGAUCAGGUAAUGGAUCAACUGACUGAGGUAAAGGCCAAGCAAGUAAAAGUUAUAACCGUCGCUUUUGGACCUCAUGCCAAUCUUCGGCAACUAAAGAAUAUUGACGAUGGAGCCGAUGUCCUUCAUUUUGGACAAAAUGAAAGUUUCAAGUUUGUUGGAAAGGGCCUUUUGCACAGUAAGUUUCCAAAAAAUACACGAAGAUCUUUUCAAAAACCAUGCGUACUCGUAUACACUUAGAGUUAUUAAUCUAAGCCCAGACCGAACACCCAUAUAUUACUUUGAUUUUUACUUUCGGUAGUCUUUUCGAAACCACGAAUACCUUUUUAGAGUAUAAACUAGGUACGACUGUUGACAGAGGUAUAAAUGACUGAACUGACAUAGGCCUGCGAUCGAAAGCCAAUCGUCCUUUUAACCUCUACAUAAAAA
Molecule: messenger RNA, 1402 nt
Organism: Orbicella faveolata
Lineage: Eukaryota; Metazoa; Cnidaria; Anthozoa; Scleractinia; Merulinidae
Source: RefSeq, a predicted model, not a curated record